UCAGAAGCCCCCCAAAGUCACAUUCCCGUUGCUUUCCCCCAGUUGCUAAGCAACUAGUAGCAACAGACACCGCCGUUGUGUUUCCCUUCGGGCUGCCUUCGCGGUGACUGCCCUGUCGCUUCUCUUAGGAGCGGGUCCCGUGGACUCUUCAGCGCAAAAAUGGAUGCUCGGAUGAGACACAUUGAAAAAGUAAUCCAGCGGCUUAACCAGUUAAAUCCCGUAACUGAGAAUAUUGGAGAUUUCUUGGAAGAAUCUGCUCAUGUAUUACAGAAUUCUAAAGUGAAGAAUGAAACUUUUUUGAUGGAGACAUUGGCUGGCUGUAUAGAAUUUAAGCCUCUUCUGGAUGUGGUGGUCAGCGCAUUCUAUAGUCGAGAUGGGAAACAUUGCCUGUUGUCUGAACGCAAUCUGUAUAUAGUUGUUUGUUAUUUGGCCAUUUUUCAACUGGAAGAACUUGGACUUCGGGAGUUCAGCAGAAUUAUCAAAUCACUGGAUGUUCCUAAGAUAUGUAAGUUCCUUAGAUUCUUUUUCAAUAGAAUAAAUCUGAGUACAUGGAUAAAAGAUGAAUGGAACAAAAUGUAUGAUUCUGUUUAUGUAAAUAAUAACUGGAUCAAACCAUUGCAAAGAUGGCAGCCAAAAAUACAACAAAUGAUUGAUGGACUCGAUGAUAAAUUCGAUAAACACACUACUAUAACUUCAAAGAUAACUAAACCACAGGAAUUUAACUUGACAGUACCUAAUCCACGAGCUAUACUGAUUCCUGAGCUAAUUCCACAGCAAGAGAAAACAAGACCUGUUCCUGCAAACACUUAUAAGAUUCCUAAAAUGGGUCAGAAACUAGAACAAAUAAAGUCAAAGAAUCGACGCAAAGCAGAGGAACUGCUGUUAGAAGCAAAUAUGAACCAGUUCAGAUGUGCAGCCCCAAAGUUUGAACAUAAAAGUCCCGUUGCAAUGGAAGUUCUAAACCCUAAAAAAAAAUUUCACGCUCAGAGGAUCAAAGGAAAGAUCGAUAAUAUACCAGUUAAACUAAAUGCAACUGCCAUCUUAAGGGAAGGUGUCCUUUAUCAGCGGAAAGUGGAAGAAGAGCUUAACAGAAUUGAACACCUUCUACGAGGAGCCCGAGAUCCAUCUGAAUACCUGGAAUGGCAAGAGCAAAUGCGUAGGAAAGAUUUGGACCAGCAGCUCACAGAAGAAGAAUGUAGGCGGCUGCAAGGAAAACUAAGCUAUGAGGAAGCUAUUGUAGCACGUCAGAAUUGUAUUCGGGAAAAUCAGAAAAAAGCUGAGCAGGAGAGGGAAAUGGAAGAAGUAAUGAGUCACCAUUGUGAACAAAGAAAACUUAAAGAACUGAGGGGAAGACAAAAAACUGUACAGCAGGUGACAGAAGCACGCAAAAAUGUGAAGCAAGCACAAAUGAAGCUCCAAAAAUGUAAACGGCAGAUAGCUCAAGAAGUGGCCGAAGAAAGCCAAGAAAUCCUUGCUCGGGCUUUGAAAGAAGAAGAAGAGAAAGCUAAAAAAAGAUACGAACUCAUUCAACAAAUAAGGGCAAUCGAAUAUGUGCCAUUUAUAAAGAAUAAAUUUGUUGACCUAACACAGACCCCUAAUCAUGGUGUUCUUGGUGAGAUGUCAAUAGUUGAACUGCAAGAACGAUUAGCCUUGUUGAAGGACGCUCAGAAGAAGGCUGAAGAGGAGAAGAGGGAUCAGAUAAUCCAUGAAAAAUACUUGAAGGAACAGCUUCUUUUGGACACCCUGGAACAGAUCUCUGUGUUCAGAGAACAAUUAGGAAGAGCAGCGGCCUUGAAACAGGAGGAAAAGAAAAUCAAAAAACCUUUCCAUGAAGCCAUUUGGAAAGAUAAACGGAUUUUAGAUCUACAAGAAAAAAUAGAGGAAAAGUUGACGCAGCGUAAAAUGCCACCUGGAUCUAUACAAAAUGAACCUGAAAAAUUCAAUAAGGGUGUAAAGAAAUCUUUGAUAUCACAGAAGAGAUCUCAGCGAGAGGAACAUUGGAAAAAGCUGGAAGAAAGUCAAAAAGCACAGUUUAAAAUGCUUCAGCGUGGCUUUAUGUCAAGAGAACUGGCUCAAAAAAUGGCCCAAAAUCAGGCCAUGAUCAAUGGAGCUAGCUCUUGUAUACUGCGACCUCCACGUUUAGUGAUUCAGCAUCAUGGAAAUCCGAGCUAUGGACGUUUCCACAGGCUGACAGAGGGGAUUUGAGGAGUUGUGUCUCCUCCUCCCGGAGCAAAUACCUUUCUCUCUACCCCCCACCCCUGCAGAAAAACCUUAAAUAUAUUGUUUCCAAUAAAAAUGAAAGAAUUUGAGUGAAGCAA
Molecule: messenger RNA, 2318 nt
Organism: Anolis sagrei ordinatus
Lineage: Eukaryota; Metazoa; Chordata; Lepidosauria; Squamata; Anolidae
Gene: CFAP99
Product: cilia and flagella associated protein 99
Source: RefSeq, a predicted model, not a curated record